AUGUAUAACACUUACUCACCUGCCUUUCGAAAUCCUUACAAACAUGCAGCUCUCGCUGUAGCUUGCAAGGAAGCAGAUAUUCGUAGUAUCAAGGCCCUGAUCGUGGGUCCUCCUGAAACACCUUACGAAUUUGGUUUCUUCGAGUUCUCGAUUAAAUUUCCCGAAGAUUACCCUGGAACUCCACCAACUGUUAAUGCUACGACCACAAAUGGCGGCAGAUGCCGCUAUAACCCAAACAUAUAUGCUUCUGGAAAAGUUUGCCUGACGUGGCGUGGUGAAAGUGGAGAGCAAUGGUCUUCAGCCCAAGGCCUUGAAUCUGUCCUGAUCUCUAUCCAGAGUUUGAUGUCCUCUAACCCGUAUGAAAAUGAACCUGGUUUUGAAAAUGCCAAGACGGAGCACGAUUUAAAAAACAUGGCUCAUUACGUUGCUAAGAUUCGCCACGAGACUCUGCGUAUUUCAGUCAUUCAACGACUUGAAGAAUUCCUGGGCAUCCAAUCAGAUGGCACAAUUUUCCCUCAAAGCUCCGAGGCUGGUCAAGAGUCCGAAGAAGAGGACCGUCUGACUCCGGACGAUGAUCGCCCGGUUUUUGAACCGUUCGAGGAUCUUUACAAGCGCAGAUUCUUGUGGUAUUACGAAUCUUACGUGCUUGCUAUCGACGCUGCGGAACCUGAAGUUACCCCGGCACAAGCUUUCAAAAUGAUGCCAUUCGAAAGCGCUGGCAACACGAUGGACGGACGCUUUUACUACCCAGACCUCCGCAACCGCCUUGGCCGCAUCAAAAAGGCGAUUUUCGAUGAGACCGAAAACUGGGCCGUAGAGGGUCUGAAAGCCAAGGCUAAAGAUACCCGGAUCGCAGUCAACCUCCAGCGUCAGCACGAGCAGAUCGUCGAAGAUCUCAAGGACAAGAAGAAUUUCAUGAUCGACCUCGGUCUACAAGAUGAUAACCCUUUUGUCUGGACAAUGACAUACUUUGGUAAACCCAUGACUCAGUUGGAUGGUGGCGUCUUUCGGAUCAAGAUCUGCUUGAGCCCCAAUUUCCCCGAUGAACAGCCACGUGUCAUUGUUCAGACACCCCUGUUUCACAAUCGUAUUUCAAAGGAUGGUGUUCUUUGCUAUUUUCCGAAGAAGAUGGAGGAGAUGAAGUCGCAUGUCCAGGCUAUCAUUGAGGCGCUGGAGGAUGAGAGUCCACCCUAUGACCCACGCACGACUGUGAAUCCGGAAGCGUCGAAGUUGUUCUGGGGCUCUGCGGAGGAUAAGAAGAAGUAUAACCGCCUACUGAGACAGUCUGUUCAGCGGAGUAUUGAGUGA
Messenger RNA from Paracoccidioides brasiliensis Pb18, 1308 nucleotides. RefSeq lists its product as uncharacterized. The transcript has 5 exons. The coding region runs from base 1 to 1308 and encodes 435 amino acids. The record is from RefSeq and is a predicted model, not a curated record.